AUGGCCUUGAACUCCGAUCACCAAGAACCUGUACAGGAAGCCACUCCGAAUGGCCAGGCUUCAAGAAAGGAUUGGACUCUUCUCCACAGAUUAUCAGCGUCACAGCUGAACAAUCAUUUGAACUCAUUGAAAGCUGAAGAUUGGGAAAGACGUCAAAAAAAUGAACGAGCCUGCAAUCUUUGUGGUUACGAGAAACGUUUUUUUGACUGCCCCACUUUUUUCUGCAAUGGCUUGAACUGUCCUUUUGGCGCAUGUAUACCACGAAAUAGGUAUUACUACAUUGGCGGAAACAACCAGUAUUUCUGGUGCGCUCCGUGCUACCAAGAUCUUGAUGAAAAUAAACCUCUCACGUUUGUCGAUCUCACCACUAGCAAAAGUGAAUUGAAGAAGAAGAAAAACGAGGAGAUACACGAGGAAAGCUGGGUGCAAUGUGACACCUGCGAAAAGUGGAUACAUCAGAUCUGCGGGCUUUUCAAUAGCAGACAGAAACACCAGACCGAAUAUUCUUGUCCGCGUUGCCUUCUCGAAAAAAGACAAAAUGGUAAAUCUGCUACCUUUCCCCUGAGACCGCCUGGUGCGGCUGACCUGCCGAGAACGAAUCUGUCGGAGUACUUGGAGGAAGAUGUCACAAGACGAAUUGAAGAGAAGAAACAGGAAAUUAUGGGGAAUGACCAAUCCAUUCAUGAUUCGGGCCCUAUCGUUAUCAGACAGGUCACUUCGAUGGACCGAAAACACGAGGUUCAAGAAAUAAUGAAAAGAAGGUACAAGCACAAGAACUAUCCUGACGAGUUCCCUUUCCGGAGCAAAUGCAUCCUUGUCUUUCAGGAGAUUGAUGGUGUUGAUGUUCUUCUCUUUGCUCUCUAUCUUGACGAAUAUGGCGAAGACAGCCCUGCUCCAAACAAACGCUGUGUACAUAUUUCAUACUUGGAUAGCGCGCACUUUAUGAGACCUCGGCGUCUGCGAACCUUUGUGUAUCAUGAGAUUAUUAUUUCCUACCUUGACUACGCUCGCCAACGCGGCUUUGGGACAGCACACAUGUGGGCAUAUUCUGCCAUGAAGGGCGAAGAUUUCAUACUUCACGCGAAGUCUGAGUACCAGAAGACUUUAAGGGGCGCAAGACUCAGGCAAUGGUUCAUUGAUAUGUUGGCGGAGGGUCAGCGACGCAAUGUAGUCGGGAAAGUUACAAACAUGUACGACUUGUAUUUCGCAAAUCAGUCACUAGAUGCAACCGCAGUUCCUUACCUACAGGGAGACUUCGCAGGGGAAGUAGAGCGUAUCAUCACCGAGCUCGACAAUGGAGUUCAGCAAACGGGGAAGACGAAUAAUAUUUUGGAAAUUGACGAGCGGGACCAAGUAAUGGUGAAGCUAGGUGAAAUGAUAAAGCCGAUGAAGGAAAGUUGCAUUGUUGCAUUUCUGAAUUCGGCAGAAGCCACGAGAGAAAACAUGGAGGUACCAGAUUCUGUUGUGAAGUAUCGGUCAGAGCAUCCCGAGGCGAUGAUACCUUUGGCCGCUUUUGGAAGAAAGCGUGAUGCUGAUGGAAAUGUGCUUGGUAACGAUAGAAACACACAUGGAUUGGAUGUGCCGCUGGACUCGAAUGGCCGACCAAUGAAGGUCAUUGAUGACGACGUUGAAGAUCUUGAUUGCGAGUUUCUGAACCAAAGGAAGGCCUUGCUGAGUCUCUGCCAAGGCAAACACUAUCAAUUCGAUGAACUUCGUCGGGCGAAGCAUACAUCGAUGAUGGUUUUGUGGCAUCUACACAACCGAGACGAAUCGAACCAAUCACCGCAAACAGCUACGGAACGAAUUGCUGCAAGCACGCCCGAACCGGGGCAACUUGUGUUCUCCCUCAAAAGAGAAUUGGAACGCAGAAAAGCACAAGCGGAACGCAAGCAGAGGGAAAAUGAAGCACGGCAAAUUGAGCAUGCAAACCAGUGCAGCUCUAGCUCGUGUACUUCAACACUUUGUUCCUGGAGCAAGAGGGAUUUGAUGCAUACGAAAAUCUGCAGGGUAAAGGUUCAAGGUGGCUGUAGAACAUGCGAGAAAGUCUGGUCUAUAUUGCGAUUCCAUGCUGGGAAGUGCAAAGACAAAGUUUGCCCCUUUCCUCGGUGUCUGGAAAUUCGCGGGACGAAUCGUGAAUUGUAG
Molecule: messenger RNA, 2142 nt
Organism: Cylindrotheca closterium
Lineage: Eukaryota; Bacillariophyta; Bacillariophyceae; Bacillariales; Bacillariaceae
Source: the annotation of a GenBank genome assembly